Pyricularia pennisetigena is the source of this 4281-nucleotide messenger RNA. RefSeq lists its product as uncharacterized. NCBI's taxonomy places the organism in Eukaryota, Fungi, Ascomycota, Sordariomycetes, Magnaporthales, Pyriculariaceae. Bases 1 to 4281 code for a protein of 1426 amino acids. The transcript has a single exon. Gene Ontology annotation, molecular function: protein binding. Gene Ontology annotation, biological process: positive regulation of TOR signaling. The record is from RefSeq and is a predicted model, not a curated record.
AUGCGCCGGUUUCUGGGUCGUCCCCCGAUAGACCAUGCGAACGACUCCAUUACGAGCUCGCCAAACCCCGCCCUCCCCGUCGUCUACCGCAUCCACGCCUCGCAAGAUGCCGUGUUCCAAGCCGGCGUUCCAAUCGCCGCUCUCGAUCGUUCACCCGACGGCCGCUCUGCUGUGCUAGGUGGUCGUCACAUUUUGAAGAUUGUCCGCUUCGACGGUUGCAAUAUCGAAGAGCAUGCCGACCUGAGAGCCAGCCUGACAGGCCAAGCAGCACGUUCAAACCCAAGCGCAACAGCUUCGGUCGGAGAUAAGCUCUCGAUCAAGGAUGUCAAAUGGGCUUCAUCCAGCGGUGGCGCGCAAUCUCUCUACACAGCUUGCGGUAACGGCAAGAUAUUCCAUUACGACAUUACAAGGUCUUUUGGGGCCAUCGGCAGGCCCGGGGCGGCCCUAGACACCAUCACGAUCCGUGAGGACACGCGCCAGGUGAACGCGCUCGAUGUGAACCCUCAUAGGGAUUCGUGGCUUCUCUCUGGUAGCCAGGACGGCUUUGUGCGGUGCUUUGACACGCGCGACCCCAUAUCCAUCAACCGCGGCGGCCUUACCUUUCGGCAGAUCCACGCCGGCAAGUGCAACGAUGGAGUGCGCCACGUUAAAUGGUCCCCAAAGGAGGGGUUCUGCUUCGCAUGCGGCACUGACAGCGGCGUCGUCAUGAAGUGGGACAGCCGCAUGUCUGCCAAGCCUGUACUGCGGCUCAACGCCCACGAGGCAAACCGUGCAUGCACCACGGUGGCGUGGCAUCACGACGGCGAGCAUCUUGCCAGCGCCGGUACAGACAGCAAGCUGCACGUGUGGGACGCUUCGCCUGGCGCGGACAAGAAACAGAAGCCUAAGCUUUCCAUCACGUUGCCGGCACCGGCUGCCGCAAUGACCUGGAGACCGGGCCAGUGGUCUGCCACGGUACAGGGACGAAGAGCGGCGCAGAUUGCAGUUUCCUAUGACACCAGCAGUGCAGGGAAACGCCAUUCCAACGCCGUCGUCCAUCUUUGGGACUUCGCGCGCCCGACAAUGCCGUAUAGGGAGGUGGACCGAUUUGAUGUCUCGCCCAUGUCCCUCCUUUGGCUUGAUCCUGACCUGCUCUGGACGGCCGGCCCUGAUGGUAUCUUUAGUCAGUGUGACGUUGCAUUUGCCCCCAAGGUCAUUGACCGAACUCCAGUCUCGACAAUGGCUUUCUCUGCUCGUGGUGAUGUCGUCAUGCUACUCGAUGAGCGGACCAAACCGCGUCGACCUCGCCUGCCAGCUUCGCUUCAUCGCAUGGAUAUGCGUCCGCCGCCAGCUGACUCCCCCAACGAGCUAAGUGGCUCCAGCCCUGUCGCCAACAUGUUCAGUAUGGGUCGUAGCGAUUCUGAGGACGAAGUAGUUACUAGCUUCCUUGGCCCCCGGAAACCCGAAGCGCCGGCGGUAAGGAGCAGACGAGCUAGCAUCAAGUCAUCUCCAAACACCGUCAGCACAACACCGCCAUCAACAACCAUCUCCAACGAGCCUGCUGUUGCGUUGGAGCCUUCACUGAAGGUUGCAGGUAUCUACAAAAACCAUCAAUCGAUGGCCAUCGGACACGUCCCGGCAGCGCCUAGGGUUGACGUUUACCAUUUUUUGUCUUCGCAAUAUCUCGAGACUUUGGCGAACGAACUACCUUUCAAUCCCGAGACUGGCAGUAAACCUAUGGUUGACCGCGUAGUGGGCAUACUGCGCCACUACGCUCGAGCAGCUGAUGAAGUCAGCCAAUUUCGCCUGGCACAAACUUGGCGAAUCCUUGCCUUUGCCAUGGACCUCCUUCUCAGAAGCAGGGCUCAAUACCACCUUGGUAGAAGAAUGAACCAGGCCAAGCUCAGGUUGGAAUCCAGCAGAGAAGAACGUGCAAAUGCCAAGGGAGGGGUACAGCCUCCUUAUAAGAACUCAGUCACCAGCGACGAGCUCACACCUCGCCAACAGUAUUCCGUGGGCACACCUCGUCCAUUGGCCAGGUCUCUACUGGCAGAAGAGUUUGAGAGCACCUCCAACGUCCCGACACCAUUAGCUAGGCCAGUCAGCGAUGGUACUGCCCAUCAACGGAAUCAAAUCCAUGAAAGCCCAACAAGCUUGCGCCACGUCGGCGACAGACUCAUGUCCAUAUCAGAUGUUGAGAACCUGAGUCUUCCACCCGCCGUACAUCAUCGUUCGGAAUCGCCAGUUCAGUCACGUAAGCGUCUAGAUUCGAUCCCAUUGUCUGAAGUGAGCCACAGCAGUGAUCACACCCAACAUUCUAUAACGGAGGGCUACGACUUUUACGACAUGGAUGCCAUGGCAAAAGCAAUGGAUGUGCCUCAUGGGUCCAGGAAGGCCUUGGGUUCAACACCGCUUCCGUCUGAUUACGUCGAGCCCAAGUCGCCAGAGAGUCAAAAGCAUCGACCUGUGCUGAGGCAAGACUCAACCGAAAGCAUCGGUAACGUCUUUUACUUUUCGCAGACCAGUGCCGGGAGUUUACCCUCUACGAAACAGUCGGUUAGUCCUGAACUAAAGGCCGGCGCUGUUCAGAGGGGCAGACGUCCAGCUCCUACCAGUGCACCCUCUCAGCACCAGGGGAGCCAGAGUCCCGUCAGUGGCGAGUUUCACAGUCGAAUACGCGGCAGAGACCUGUCGGGCUCCCCCAAAUAUCCUUCGUUGAAGCUUUUGCACCAGCAACGGACGAUGCGUCCGACAGGUGCAAUUAAUACUCAGACUUCUGAUGAGUAUAAUGCAGAUCAUGUCCUGGACAGCCAGACGACCUUGGACAGUCAGUCGCCCCAGCAGGUUGCAUCUGAUGGGCCCGUCGCAAGUCUUCGUGCUUCUGUAGAGCCGCCCCCUCCAAUCCCUAAUCUACGCACACCCAGCGAAGAUGAAGAGUCCUCUAGUAUCAUCGAGGGCGACUACUUGCCGUGGCAAGAUGACCCGCCAUAUCCCUUUCCCACCCUACAAUCUGGGCAAGAAUCGGAUGUACCACUGGACAAUUUUCGUGCUACGCCGCUGCAACCAUAUGCACUGCUUGCGCGUGCGCUCGACUUUGAGAAGAAACAUUCCGCACUGAACGCCUCCGCGAUGAUAUUGUUACUCAGGCCUCUGGUGCCUGAUGGUCUGAUAGACGCCCAUCUCGCCACUUCCAUCCUACGCCAGCACCACUCGCGACUAAUGGGCAUGAAUCUAUUCGUCGAAGCUGCGCUUCUGCGCAAGCUGUGUGUCAGGGGUUGGCCUGGAGGUAUCCUGGAGAAUUACUGGGUCGAGGGAUACCCGGCCGUAUUUUCACAGGCGCAGCAGGGCGUUAGUGUUGGGUACGUUUGCGGAAAUUGCAAGAGGCCGCGCGAGUUAGACAGGUCAUCAACGUCAAGCGAUACAGUAUGGAAGCCGUGUAAAAAGUGCCAGACUCCAGCAGGACCCUGUUCGAUAUGCGGACAUCGUCAUGUUACAGCUAUUGUCGAUGACUACGACAUUCCCGCAGCAGAAGAAAACGGGGGAGGAGAUGGCAAAGCCCAGGAGCAAGAUGGUGCAGGAUACGCCACCAGGCCCUCCAAGAUGCCUCCCCUUUCUACAUGGUGGUAUUGCCCCACUUGCGCACAUGGCGGACAUUCUUCGUGCAUGUCCAUAUGGCACGGCGUCUCGCUUAACUCGCGGCAGGCUGAUGGCACAACUGGGCUUGUCGGCGGUGGAGUUGAAAUUGGGGAUGCAUUUCCUUAUUUGGCACCCGAGAUGAUCCCAGGCGCCGGAAUCUCGGACGGAUGCUGCCCCGUCGAUGGGUGCGGCCACGCCUGCCUCCCUGGCCGCUAUCGCGCAGAGUCCACCGUCGCGCGGACGGAAGAGGUGAGCCGCACUAGCCUGCGCGAAGCCGUGGCGGCCGCGACGAGGGCUUCUUACUCUGCAGGGCCCAGCGCCCGGGGCUCACCAGUCCUGCCACCUGGCGGGGGCCAGCAACCUCAGCACUUGGCGGGUCUGAGCGAUCUCAGCCUAGGUCUUGUCCGGGGCGAUCCACACGAGGCGCCACAGAGCCGGGCCGUUGAUGGCGUACGCGAUGCCCUCGGUGGACAUCUGGAUCGCGCCUUUGCAGCCGCGGGCGCGGCCAGACGGGGCGGGAGCAUCUCCCUGAGCUCAAGCCCCGGGCAUGCUGGGGGCAUGCUUGGCGGCGGCCCUGGUCCUGUAGCUAGUGGACACUUGCCAUUUGGGCAUGAAAGGGAAAGGAGAAAGAGCGUCAAGUUUGCUGGGGCUGAUGAGAGGAGGUGA